Molecule: messenger RNA, 1356 nt
Organism: Triticum turgidum subsp. durum (durum wheat)
Lineage: Eukaryota; Viridiplantae; Streptophyta; Magnoliopsida; Poales; Poaceae
Source: the annotation of a GenBank genome assembly
AUGGAGCAGAGCGAUGGGCCCAAGCGACCGAAGCUCGCCGACGCCGCCGACGGCGACGAGGACCGCCUCAGCGUGUUGCCCGACGACAUUCUCAUCCACAUCCUCGUCAAGCUCCGCUGCACCCCCAUGGCCGCUCGGACCAGCGUCCUCUGCCGCCGCUGGCGUGGCCUCUGGAAGCCCGUCCCGGAGCUCAACUUUCCCCUCGGCACCGAGCCGCACCGCAUACGCUCUGCCCUCACAGCCCACGAAGCGCCGGUCAUCCACUUCCUCGUCGUCGACCUCCAGGACGCCGCAGCGGAGUCGGUGGCGACGUGGAUCCCCAUCAUCGUGCCCCGCCUCCUCGGCGAACUAGUCAUCUUCAAUCUCAGGCGGGACUGGGAUGGGGAAACAGGCACAGUUGAGCUGCCUUGCUUCCAGGGUGCCGACUGGAUCUCCCUCGACCUAGACAAUCUUGGCCUCGCCCUGCCGCCCUCCGGCGUGUUUGCCCGGCUCACCGAUCUCUGUCUGGUAGCCGUUAGGAUGCGUGGUCCCUGCAGACUUGGUGAUGUUGUCUCCUCGCCACGAUGCCCAUCGCUGCGGAAGCUCAUCCUACGCGACGCCCAGGUCCGGGAUGACAUUGUAAUCCACUCAGAGUCUCUCUUACAAAUAGGGAUGGAUAAUGUGUUACUAGACAACAACGCCUUGGGUCCGGGCAUCCUCGACAUUUCCUCAGAGUCUGUCCUCCAAAUAGAUCUGAAGAAUUUAAUUGGCGUGCGGAAGCUCCUUGUCAUGGCUCCUGCACUCAUUUCAUUGAAAGAGAAAGACACCACCUACAUUGCUGAUCCUGUGGAUCCGAGUCAACCACUUGCCAACAUCUCAGCCCCUCGGCUCACGUUUCUUGAGUGGAAUGCUCGUUAUGAUAGAAGAUCCAUUCAGCUUGGCAAGAUGGCACAUCUCCAAUGGCUGCACGCCGGUCAAUUUCUUGUAUAUGGAUCCGAUGAGGAUUUUGCACACAAUCGCAUCAGGCUUUUGCAGCGCUUCGAGUUCAUCAUCUGUCUUGACCUUGCGCUUUACUAUCGGAAGGACAUAUCUGACCACCAACGCUACUUGAUGGAGGACAUGCCAGGGCUCCCACAUGUUUUAUUCUUGUCCGUAAAAGUUGCCGCGAAUGGACAUUCCUUUGGAGCCAGCUUAUUCCAUGCUCUCAGGGUGUGUACUGGUGUAAGAAAGCUGACUCUUGCAUUUGAUGUCAGUUCCAGGCAACUCGAGGCUCAAACUACAUGCUCGCUGGGUUGCAUAUGCCAUCAGCCACCAAACUGGAAAACUGACGAACUCCUGCUGAGUCACCUCAUAAUAAUCGAAAUCAGUGCCUGGUGA